Lates calcarifer (barramundi perch) is the source of this 2058-nucleotide messenger RNA. RefSeq names its product spindle and kinetochore associated complex subunit 3 (gene ska3). Gene Ontology annotation, biological process: mitotic cell cycle; chromosome segregation. NCBI's taxonomy places the organism in Eukaryota, Metazoa, Chordata, Actinopteri, Centropomidae. Gene Ontology annotation, cellular component: outer kinetochore; spindle microtubule. The record is from RefSeq and is a predicted model, not a curated record.
UCAAGAUAGGGGGCGCUAAUGAGACCAUUGGGACGCGGAGCAGCAGCAGAAAAAGAAGCAGCUUCCGAUUAAAAACGGAAACAGCCGAGGCGCCAAAAUCAAAAGACGCUUGUCUGAAAAUGGACCCUACGACGCAGUUCUUUACCAAGCUGAGAAAGCUGGCGGUCACUCUAGAGUCAGACACUGCCAAGAUUCAGCACUCGUUUGAAAACCGUAACAACAACGACGGUGACGCCAAAACCACUGCGAAAGCGAUGCGAGCGUACCACGAACUGAACUGUGAAGUCGGCGAUCUAAAGGGGCAGAUCCAGGAUCAGUUGGCUCAGCAGAAAGCACAGGAGAAAGAGGUGAGCCGCUUUAUUAAGGCCUGCAGAGUGAUGGAGCAGAGGGUCACUAAAGACAUCCAGAUUCUGAAGGGACACUGGGAAAAAUAUGGUUACCAAGCUCCCAGAGAAAUCCAGAGACCAACCAGUGAGCUGAAGGAUGAAGUAGCAGAUGAGAAUGAGUCAGCAGGAGAGGAAGAGGGAGACCAGGAGGAGGCUGGAGAUAAUAACUCCCCAUCAUCUGUGAUCGGGGGACUGCCGCCCUUUACUGACGUGAUGCGAACCCCGAAGCUCUCCGACUUCGGUCUGUCUGAGAUGCAGCUGAAGAGAGCUCUGGCUGGGGCAGAGUGGUGCUCUGAAGUCCCCCCCAUGCCUGAGAUGAGCCUCCCACACCCCUCGCUCAGCACGCCUGCACCACCCAACAUGCCCUUAACUCCCAAAUGUGCCCUGCGAAUGGAUGAUGACGAGCUCCAGACGCCUCAGAUGCAGGAUUUUGGCAUCUCUGAGCACACCAUGUGUCUGAACAACGACUUCACCAUGGAUCUGUUCCGGAAGAACAUUGAAAAGCCCCAAAGAUCGCCACUAGACAAAGCUGUGCCACCGGUGAAUUCUCUGAGUGAGCGUUUGAAGACAAAAGCAGAGGACUUGGAGUCCCCCGAACCACCAGUGUUGUGCACCCCGGGGCUCAAGAUCAAAAAGACAAAGGGUCACUCCUCCCCACCCACGCAAGGCAGCGGUGACCCAGAAUCCCCUGGUUGCACCAGACACCUGCCUACCACUCCUGAGGUUCCAGUGUUUCAAACCCCAUUCGUAAAUCAACUUCUCAGCACUAAAAAGAGUGCACAGCAGCCUGAGCCUGUGGACAUGCAAGCUGACGAUGACGGCCACACCUUCAUGCUUCCAACACCUACUCAUAACGGAGCAACCGGCUCCAAACGUGCCUGGGAGUAUGACGUGCCAGAGAUAUCCAUCAUGGGUCUGGAGGACAAGCAGAUGCCAGAGAUGCCAAACCUGGAGUCUGUUUUGGGAAAAUCUCUACAGAGUAGAAGUGCGAAAAUCCCAAAGAAGACUAGUGAGCAUGAAAAGGUGAGCAAGGACCCCACGGUCAACAGUCUGGAGCUGGACGGACCCACACAGGAGUUCAGCUUGGGGACACCUCGCACCAGGAUGGACUACCAAGAGCCCAGCACCCCGGAGAUGCCAGACCUCAGCUCUGUUACACAGGACAUCUGUAAACUUGUGUCCCAGGCUCAGCUGAAAAAGACUGAUGGAGCAGUGGUCCGUCCAACUGUCAGGCCUGAAAAAGAUAAAAACAGCGCUGCAAGUCUGCCUGUGGUAUCAGAGGGUGAGUUCCAGAGUUUACCCAGCUACCUGAGGCAGAUGACCCUGCACAGCCUCAACCAGGCAGUUCACAGCAUCAACAAAUUCACAGCAGAGUUUCAAGGAGAGAAGACAGAACUACAGAUGGAGGAGUUGAGGAGGAUUACCAAUGUUGGAGCCAGGACCCCCGUUUACAUUCUCUGUCUCACCGAGCUCAAGAGGCUAGAGCAUGUACGAGGAGCCAGGAACACCUCUGUGUACAAACUGAAAACACACAACUAAAGGUUGCUUGGAUAUGUUACACGUUGUCUGAGUGGGAGCCAAAAUCUGGUCUUAUCUAGACUCAAGUAUGCCUAUAUAUUAAUUUACAGAGAUGCUGGUCUCUGGCUGUCUCUGAUGCUGAACUGUACAAGAA